CUACAACUCUUAAUUUGUUUUACGUAUAAUGUCCAAAGCUAAUCAAACCAUAAAGACUGUUUUAAAGGAACCAACCUUAGAAUCAAUUGUGGACUACAUUAAAGAAAAGAAUGUCAAGAAAGUUAUUGUCAUGUCAGGUGCAGGCAUUUCAACUGCUGCCGGCAUCCCUGACUUUCGUAGUAAAGAUACAGGAUUAUACCACAACCUUCAAAAAUUCGACCUCCCAUAUGCCGAAGCAGUUUUUGACAUUGAUUAUUUCAUGGAAAAACCUGAGCCAUUUUACGCAUUAGCCAAAGAAAUCUAUCCCGGCCAAUUUCUUCCUACUAAAACACAUUAUUUCAUACGUCUUUUGCAAGAAAAAGGCAUGUUGUUGAGAAACUUUACACAAAACAUUGACACAUUGGAACGAUUGACUGGAUUAGAUCAAGAUUAUAUUAUUGAAGCGCACGGUAGUUUUGCUUCAGCCUCUUGUACCGAGUGUAAAGAAAAAGCAGAUUCAGACAUGGUAAGAGACCACGCUUUAAGAGGCAAGGUGCCUAAAUGUGAAUCAUGCGAUGGUUUUAUCAAGCCUGAUAUCACUUUUUUCGGAGAGAACUUGCCUAAACGAUUUUAUGAUAAUUUGAGUGAUUUUGAUGAUGCGGACUUGUUAAUUGUGCUUGGCACAAGUUUACAGGUGCAACCUUUUGCUUCUUUGAUUGAUGAAGUGCCUAAAUCCGUACCCAGACUUUUGAUCAACAAGGAAAUGGUGGGUGUUCAGAAAUCUAAGGGCAGUGGGUUCGAUUUCAAGAGUAAAAAAGGUAUCCAUAAGGAUGUGUAUUAUUCGGGUACUUGCGAUGAGGGUGUGACAAAGCUUGCUGAAUUGUUGGGUUGGGAUAAGGAAUUGAACAAGAUGUACGAGAAGGGCACUGAGAAAUUGAAGAGCCAAUAUGUCAAAGAGGAAACAGAGAUUGAGCCUGGACAACAAAAGGAAGAUAAGGAAGUGGAUCAACUUGCUGAUGUCCUGGACAAAUUGACAGCGGAAGACAGUUCCCCUAAGGCAACCUAAUAAAAUGUAGACUCUGUGACGUGUCAUUUUUCUUUAUUUCGUGAAUUUUGGGAUAAAGAUUUCUUUUCUUUUUUUUUUUUU
Molecule: messenger RNA, 1126 nt
Organism: Mucor mucedo
Lineage: Eukaryota; Fungi; Mucoromycota; Mucoromycetes; Mucorales; Mucoraceae
Product: DHS-like NAD/FAD-binding domain-containing protein
Exons: 4
Coding region: 29-1045 (338 amino acids)
Molecular function (GO): histone deacetylase activity, NAD-dependent; NAD+ binding
Source: RefSeq, a predicted model, not a curated record